This is a messenger RNA of Haliaeetus leucocephalus (bald eagle), 4615 nucleotides long. It is a transcript of the gene RBBP5, whose product is annotated as retinoblastoma binding protein 5. The record is from RefSeq and is a predicted model, not a curated record. Bases 49 to 1668 code for a protein of 539 amino acids. The transcript is spliced from 14 exons. Gene Ontology annotation, cellular component: Set1C/COMPASS complex. Lineage: Eukaryota; Metazoa; Chordata; Aves; Accipitriformes; Accipitridae. Gene Ontology annotation, molecular function: protein binding.
GCGGGGUCCUUCGGCGACGGGGACGGAGGGAGCGGGACGGCGGCCGCGAUGAACCUGGAGCUGCUCGAGUCCUUCGGCCAGAACUACCCCGAGGAGGCCGAUGGCACGCUGGACUGCAUCAGCAUGGCCCUGACCUGCACCUUCAAUCGCUGGGGCACGCUGCUGGCCGUGGGCUGCAACGACGGGCGCAUCGUCAUCUGGGACUUCCUCACCAGGGGCAUCGCCAAAAUCAUAAGCGCUCACAUUCACCCCGUCUGCUCCUUAUGCUGGAGUCGAGAUGGUCACAAACUGGUGAGUGCUUCGACCGAUAACAUUGUGUCGCAAUGGGAUGUGCUCUCUGGAGACUGCGACCAGAGAUUUCGAUUUCCUUCGCCUAUCUUGAAAGUUCAGUACCACCCUCGAGACCAAAACAGAGUUUUGGUUUGUCCCAUGAAGUCGGCGCCAGUGAUGCUAACGCUGUCAGACUCCAAACAUGUUGUCCUACCUGUGGAUGAUGAUUCUGAUCUCAAUGUUGUGGCCUCCUUUGACAGGCGAGGGGAAUACAUUUAUACGGGCAAUGCCAAGGGGAAGAUCUUGGUCUUAAAAACAGACACUCAGGAUCUUGUUGCUUCCUUCAGAGUGACAACUGGAACCAGCAACACCACAGCUAUUAAAUCGAUUGAAUUUGCUCGGAAAGGAAGCUGCUUUUUAAUAAACACAGCGGACCGGAUAAUCAGGGUCUACGAUGGCCGUGAAAUUCUAACUUGUGGACGAGAUGGGGAGCCUGAACCGAUGCAGAAGCUGCAGGAUUUAGUGAACCGGACACCAUGGAAGAAGUGCUGUUUCUCUGGUGAUGGUGAAUAUAUAGUGGCAGGUUCAGCACGACAGCAUGCUCUGUACAUUUGGGAGAAGAGUAUUGGAAACCUAGUGAAAAUCCUCCACGGGACCAGAGGAGAGCUACUCUUGGAUGUAGCAUGGCAUCCUGUCCGACCGAUCAUAGCUUCUAUUUCAAGUGGUGUUGUAUCAAUAUGGGCUCAGAAUCAAGUGGAAAACUGGAGUGCCUUUGCACCUGACUUCAAAGAGCUGGAUGAAAAUGUAGAAUAUGAAGAGAGAGAGUCAGAAUUUGACAUUGAAGAUGAAGAUAAGAGUGAACCAGAACAGACAGGUGCUGAUGCUGCAGAAGAUGAAGAAGUGGAUGUAACUAGUGUGGAUCCCAUUGCUGCCUUCUGUAGCAGUGAUGAAGAACUGGAGGACUCCAAGGCUUUGCUUUACUUACCCAUUGCUCCUGAAGUUGAAGAUCCAGAAGAAAACCCCUAUGGACCUCCACCAGAUGCGGUUCAGAGUUCUUUAACUGAUGAGGGAAUAGGAUCCGAGAAGAAGAGGCAGUCCUCCUCUGAUGGACCUCAGGCACCAAAGAAGAAGCCCAAAACCACCAACAUUGAACUACAAGGAGUACCUAAUGAUGAAGUCCAUCCGCUGCUGGGUGUGAAGGGAGAUGGUAAAUCCAAGAAGAAGCAAGCAGGCAGGCCUAAAGGAUCAAAAGGUAAAGACAAAGAUUCUCCAUUUAAACCGAAACUCUACAAAGGGGACAGAGGUGCUUUACCUCUGGAAGGAGCAGCGAAGGGUAAAGUGCAGGCGGAGCUGGGACAGCCUUUGACAGCAGGUGGUGCAAUCUCAGAAUUGUUAUGAAGACAUUCUUCUCUAUCUUCCUGUAUUCUUUCCUAUAUUGACACCAUAAUGUGGAAAAUAGAUGAAAUGCUCAGUCAGAGUGGACUGACUAAUACAGCAGACUGAUUGUUCAUGGAUUCAGGGAGUGACUUUUGUAAGAAAUGAAUAUGGAAGAGGAAACGGCCUUCAUUCCUCCUUAACUGCCUCUUCAUCGAACAGUGUAAGAUGCUGACUCUCAGGUCAUGUGAUUUGCAAAGAGACUAAUUGGACUGCCUUUGUGUUGACAUAUAUAACUAUUUCUAAAGUGAGCUGGUACCCAACACUCUGCCACUCCAGAUCUUAUCAGCCGUUGUCUUUUAAAUAUUUUUUUGUUUUGUUCCUGGAUUGAAGAACACCCAAAGUGUGUAUUUUUAUUCCUGAUGCCGUAUGACUGUGUAUCCUGCAAACUUCCCUUUCUUUGCUGUUAAUUUUCAUUUUGGUGAGUUGUAAGUCCUUCUAUGCCAGCUGUAUUACCUUAUCAGCUUUUCUGUUAGCUCAGUGUGAUGUCUUCUAUGCUGACAUGCUUAGUGAAACACUGCUGCUGAUUAUGUGCCAGGUUUGAUUUCAUCUCAAGUGGAUAGAGCUCUAAUGUGAAGAAUCAAGACCCCCUCUGAAGUCUGCAAAGAAUGAAUCUUCGUAUUGUGAAUAUUUUAGACAUGAAGGAUGACUCAGCUUAUGGAGGGAGAAGGAAAAAGUGAAAGUAGCUCUAGAUAAAAUACUCAGUGGAUAUGCUUUCUUCUAGCCUGUGAUGUGAAAAGCUGUGUUGGCAGUUUCUUUCUGUCCUUGCAAGUGUUUUUAUUCUUUCUCUUUCCUGUGAGGUUCCCUACCAGAAACAAUUGGUUUCUUCCUUAGCUGGUAGGUACUGGCAGUUAGAGAAAAAACAGAACCAAUAUUUCUCCAAACUGAAACAGUAGUUUUUCAGCUUUUUGUCCCCCCACCCCUCCAAACUUCUGGAUCAAGAAUGGAAGAAAGAUGAAUGCUAACAGCUCAUUCCCAGCCAUGCUUUAACCUUUUAUUCCUUGAAGAUGGUUGUGAUAUUUUCCUAGUGGGAAUGGCAAGAGGCUCUUUCUCUAUCUGAUACCUACAGCCUGACACCUCUCUGUGCUAGACCAACUGCCUGUUAAAAGAAAGUUUUCAUUCCUAAUGCCCCUUGUUUUAUAGACUUUUAUAGGUCCUGUGCAAUUACUUCAGUUUUUCCCCAGAUGUAAUUAUUGAGAUUAUCACUACGUAUUUAAUUUUCAAAGUAUCCUGCAGACAUUAAAAACCAAGAAGAGGAGUCAUAAAGAGAUUUAUUAAUUUACAGUCGGAAGUAUGCAGUAGUUGCAUGAGAUAGAAGCAUGGGAGGAGAGGAGACAUUUCAAAUCGGGUUUUUUGAAACUGGUAUUUUCAUUUCCUGCUUUGGUACAGUGGCCUGCUUCAUUUAAUGAAAUCCAUUCCCUUGCGUACAGUUUUAGUUUUCUUUGUUCUUUCUGCCUGUAGGAUGACUCGCAUCUUUCCUGGAACGUUGUUACGUCAAAUCCACCCAUAUGUGGUGUGGCUGAUCCCACAAGCUUUAAAAGAUGCAAAGGCAAUGGUUCUCUAUAUUGUUUUAAAGCAUAUGAUUUGCCACAGACUCCAGCCUUCGUUUCUGUUAAAACUUCUCUGUACAGUGUAUAUGUCCUUGGUUUAUUUUCUUCCAUCUCUUAUUUUAUUUUCUGGUAUCUGUAGUUUUGUACAAUAUUUGUCAGAUACUGGCUUGAUGGUAGUAUAUAGCAGUGAUGUUAGUUUUUGUGUUUGUAAAUAAAGAGGUAUGUUUUAUUUCCUAAAGUCAAUGGGUAAGUCUUGGCUUUUCCAUACAACCAUCAUUGUUUAUAUUGUGACAAUGUUUAGGAAUCCUACAACACAGCUCUGGUGCAAACACCAAUAUAUUGUGCCUUCACCACAGCUGGUGUGUUGUUGGUUGGUUUCUUUGUGUGGCACUUGGUUGAUGAUCUCUUUUCAAGAGAGAAGUAAAUUUGUAGUCUAAUAAAACCCCCGUGUACCCGAGUGCAGCCUCGGCACUCUGAGGCAGACACACGAAAGGGGAGCUGAACACAAAGCAUGCUGGGUGUAGAGUGCACCUCCAGGGAAAUUGAAUGUGGAAAAUACAUAUACUAGAUCUUCAGAAGUCUUAAUUUUAAGAAAUUAAGGAUUGUUAGGAAGAGAAAUGUGGAUAUUCGUUAGCAGAGCUGUUGAAGAACAUGGCAAUCCAAAUCCUUUCUGCAAUCCGUAAUUCAGUUGCUGGUAAGGAGACACUCUUUAUUGAACUGCCUUGACCAUAGUUCAAUUACUCCAUCAAAAAUAAGUAACUUUGAUUUUUUUUUUUUUCACAAAGAACUUUUUUAGUAGUGCAUUAUUUUUUUGGAAUGCUUGAGCACUAAGUGAAUUACACUGGGAUGUCUCCUUUUCAAGCGUUUUGCUGCAAUGGCAGCAUACGAGUGGUUUCUGUUUUACAGAUGCAUCGGUUGAAUGUGGAGAUUUUGGCUUAUAACUCUCUUCGGAGUCGGUGGCUGUACGUGACACAGAGCACGAGGCUUAGGCUUGCAGCUCCUCUGAGUGAUGCUGUGAGGCCAGUGCUGUUGAAUACCUUCUGAGUCCCAUAGUGGAUGUCAGGAGCCUAAUACGAUGCUUUUAUGCUGAGUCCUCAUCUCGGAGGACUUGCUUUGGCUUCACACAUAGGGGAGUUCUUUGUUCUCCCUCGGAAGGUUUGGGGCUGCGUUCUGACCCGGGCAGCUGGACUGUGAUGUUGGCACUGCUCCCCUGGGAAUGCAGGCUCGCGCAGAUGUGAGUGACUCUGCUGAGCCCUGCAUAGAGAUGGGUAUCAUCAGUGAUAAAAUACAGUUCAGCUUCCUUUGGAUGUCAGUGCCGUCAGACUCUAGAGGUUGAAAUCGUGUUUUCGUGAUCUUGGUAA